Molecule: messenger RNA, 1281 nt
Organism: Aspergillus chevalieri
Lineage: Eukaryota; Fungi; Ascomycota; Eurotiomycetes; Eurotiales; Aspergillaceae
Exons: 5
Coding region: 1-1281 (426 amino acids)
Biological process (GO): transmembrane transport
Molecular function (GO): transmembrane transporter activity
Source: RefSeq, a predicted model, not a curated record
AUGGAAACAGAAAAGAAAUCCGAAUUGACUCAUGAUACUCCAAGUUUAUUGGAAGGAGAAAUUUCUCAUCAAGCUAGCCCUCCAAGCAACAAUGUGUCCCUCAUCCAAGAUGCCAUCGAAGCCAUCGGCAUGGGCCGCUACCAGUGGCAGUUGAUGGCUUCCUGCGGUUUUGGAUUCAUUGCAGACCAGAUGCUUCUAGUUUCCAUCAGUCUUGUAAUGCCGCAAGCGUCCAAGGAGUUUGCGCCACGAUAUGCGACUCUACUACCUGCCACUCAGUAUGCAGGACUGGGCGUGGGUGCUAUAGCCUUCGGAUUUCUGGCGGAUCUUGCCGGCCGUCGUUUGACAUGGCAGAUAUCGAUUUUCGGGGUGUCGAUAUUCACGGCUGCUGGUGCUGCCUCGCCCACCUGGGCUGCCUUGAAUGUGUUUGUUGUUUUGGCAGCCUUUUUUGGUGGAGGAAAUUUGGCAAUUGAUCUGACGGUGCUGGCUGAAUGUUUACCUCGCAGGUGGGGAUUCCUGCUGAGCAGUCUUGCGUGUCUAUGGGGACUUGGCAACGCAAUCACUGGGUUGAUAGCUUGGCCACUCGUAGCCAACUUCUGUUGCCCACAGGGCGCCACCUCAGUUACAUGCAGUAAAGUCGACAACAUGGGAUGGAGAUACCUUUACAUCAUCAUUGGUGUUCUCUGCCUGGUAAUGUCGAUUCUCCGCUCGUUCGCCCUCGGAAUGACCGAGUCACCGAAAUGGCUUGCCUCGCAAGGCAAGAGAGAUGAAGCAGUCGCGGCCGUCAACACAAUAAGUCGAGUCAACAAGUCCACAUACGCUAUGUCAAGUUUUCAACUCCAUACACAUCAGGCAGGAAGUCCCAAGCAUCUGAAAAGGGUCCCUUCUAUGGUAGCAAAUCUCUUCCAGGGCAAUAAGCAAGCCCGCUCCAUGAUCUGCCUGAUUAUCAUCUGGUUGCUCGUUGGCAUAGCAUAUCCCGUGUAUACCGUCUUCCUAACGUAUUAUCUCGAAGCGCACGGCGCCCAGCUCGGUGACGGAAGCCUCUACCAAACAUACCGUGACUGGUCAAUCUCUUCGGUAGUUGGGAUCGUGGGUCCUAUUCUCAGCGCAUAUCUGGUUCAGGUCCCUCUUCUGGGCCGCCGCCGCACAAUCACACUGAUGGCCUGCGGGUGCUCCAUUUGUGCGGGAGCCUUCACCACCGUGAAGAAUGAGGCCCAGAAUCUGGCCCUCUCCUGCAUGAUCAAUUUCUUUUUGAACGCUAUGUACGGGGUGAUCUAUGGGUGA